UUUAAGCUUCUGCGUCAUAAAGGAAUGGCAAAUUCUGGCAACUCUCCAGUCAUUCUACGGCUGCAAAUAUUGAUUUUGUCCAUCGGCUGUGCAUUGGUAUGUUAUAGUCGUUUAUCCACCGCAUUACCGGCACGCAACCAGCGUUUGAUAUGCUGGCAAGCCAUCAUGAAGUGCCAAGGAGAACCGGAGUGUCACUACGCGUACACACAGUAUCUACACGCGUGCGGUCCGGUGAUAAACGGCAACAGGAAGAAAUGUCCCAGCCAUUGCAUUUCUUCCAUCAUUCAGCUCAAUCUGACUGUGAACGGCCCGGCACUGGAGGACUGCGAGUGCGCCUCGGACACUCUAUGCAAAAUGACCAAGAGAGCCAUUGAGCCCUGUAUGCCCAGAACGAGCCACAUGGGCUGCACCGAAGCGCGUAAGCAGUGUGAGAAGGAUCCCGAGUGCAGCACCGCCAUGCGGGACUAUCUGUAUCACUGCAGGAAACUCUUCGGCGGAGAGCGCUGCUCUGACGACUGCCGGCGGGUCAUCACGAACAUGCGCUCCAUCCCUAAAGCCCAGCAGCUGGACACUUGCGUGUGCGACGGCACAGAGAGGACCAUAUGCGAGUAUGUCAAAGGCAGCAUGAAAAACUUCUGCUUUAACGACCGGUACGGCGGGAGUGGCUUUUCAGAUACCGAGGACGACUUGGACUACGAAUACGAGACGGAUUAUGAGGACGAGGAGAGUGAUGCCUGGGAUUUAAGAGCACAAAAGAGUUCGAUUGUGGUGUCCACCAUUUUGACACUUUCUUCUCUUGUUAUAGUAAGAUAGGGCAUGUUUUCAGAAUUAACUGCAUAUUUGGCCUGGGUGGAAAUAAUGGUUAGGGCCCAAAAUUAAGCCCUGACACCCCCUCCCCCCCAGACAUUAAAGUAAAAACAAAAGGUGCGUGUGUGUGUGUGGAGGGGGUUAUAUACACAAGUGUGUAUAUAUACGACGUUUUAGUCCAAGUAUUAAGACACUUGGGAAGUCUCAAGGUUACUAAAAGCAACAGUAGCGCUACGUGAUCACUUUCCCGCGAUAAAAGUAGCAUGUUAUCACUUUAUUGUAGAUGUAGCCUACACACAAAAAUAUGACAAGACCUUUUGUGUUUUGUAUAGAACGUCUUUAGUUGAAGUGCGGGCGCACCACGACACGAAUCUCAUAUCGUAAAUUACUGACAGAAAAAUAGUCCCCUGAAAGAGUAAUGGAAUAAUUCGCACAGUGUAUUUGGUCGUAUUAGCUGCCCCGCGUGAAGUAGCCUAUGUUUCAAUGGGCAAAACAUGUUAGUCUCGAACUUUUAGUUUUUUUGGGGGGUUGGGACUUGGCUAGAAAGCCCUGUUUUCUGCUUAUAGGCGCUUAAAAUGUACAGGUACAUGAGAGAAACAGCUCACUGGAUAAAAAUAAAGAAGAAAACCAGAAUCCCAUAGUGAAAGUUUGUUUUUAAAAACCUAGUUGCACACCAAAAUCCGCACACCAUGAAAAGGAGUAAUUUGUCUUUUAUGUAGGCUAAAGAAAAUAUGUUGGAAAUAUAUGCUCUGCUAGUAUACUGUAUAUUAAGUUAUGAACUAUUGUGGAAACUGCUAUUCAAAGAGAUAAAUAAAUAUUGUUAGUUUAUUUUU
This is a messenger RNA of Sinocyclocheilus rhinocerous, 1640 nucleotides long. Its product is annotated as growth arrest-specific protein 1-like. The annotation marks the transcript as partial. The transcript has a single exon. The record is from RefSeq and is a predicted model, not a curated record. Lineage: Eukaryota; Metazoa; Chordata; Actinopteri; Cypriniformes; Cyprinidae. Gene Ontology annotation, biological process: regulation of cell cycle.